Messenger RNA from Momordica charantia (bitter melon), 757 nucleotides. NCBI's taxonomy places the organism in Eukaryota, Viridiplantae, Streptophyta, Magnoliopsida, Cucurbitales, Cucurbitaceae. The record is from RefSeq and is a predicted model, not a curated record.
AUCAAUCCACCCCUCAAAAUCUCUCAAAUGGGCAUCACAAGAAUUGUCGUCCUCCUUUAUCUGCUGUCGAGCCUCUGUCAAGCAGCGACAUUAACGUCGUCGUCCCAUAGCUCGAACCCGAACCGCACCGAUCUCGAAGCUGCCAUCGAAGACAUGAGGGCCAAAUCCUUCUACGGCUUUGCCAUCCUUCUCCAAAUGCUGAAUGCCACCACGCAGCUGGCCCUGCGGGACAUCACCUUCUUCAUCCCCCGCGAUGCUCAGCUCUCGAACAUCUCGAUCGCCGUGGGGCGCCUCGAGGCGUUCGUGUUCAGCCAUUUCAUCGCAAUGCCGCUGCAGUUCUCCGACCUGAUACGCUUUCCAACGGGAUCCAUGGUCCCCUCGGGCGUGCACAACAGGAUGAUCAGAGUGCAUAACCAUGGACGAGCACACUUUCUUGUGAACAAUGCUGAAGUCACUGUUCCUAAUGUUUGUGCUACUCACACUGUUAAGUGCCAUGGAGUUAAUAGGGUCAUUGAUUAUGGCCAUGCUAAUUUAGCUUCUUAAUUACUAAUUGUUAUCUCAUAUCAGGAUUCAUGGUUAGCUACUUCUUCUAGCCUUUGGGUUUAGGCCAAAAUUGGUUUCUCAUUUUUGUUAUUGGAAUAAAGUUCAAUGAAAUUAUCAACGGGCGUGUACUUCUCUCUUUCUAUUUGUAUUUGUAUUCUCGAGAUCAUCUAUCUCUAACCACCAUUGAAAUUUUUUACAAGUUGGAAAGGCAGUG